UCAGGGAGUCAGAGGGACCUGUGGCCCGCACGGCGCUCUGUGGAGGCACAACACACGUGCAGUUUACGUUUUUUUUUCCAUAAUUAUUUUCUUAUGUGACGUUGCAAUCUGUGUUUUCCCCUUUUUUUUCGAACAAAUUCAAAGGUUGUGUUGAAGCACCUCUUCGGGCUCGCAACUGCAGUGUUCAAGCAGCCUCCAGAGUUCUGCCGUCUGCAUCACCAUGGGGAUCAAAGCCGCUCUUCCUAAGUAUGAGAUCUACUUCUACAACACCGUGUUGUGUCUGGCAAUGUUCUGGGCAGCUAGCUGGAUCUUUGAAGUGUCCAGUUCCAAUGCGAACAGAAGGACCUUCAAAGCCAGCGUGAAGCUGGGAUACUUUGGGAGGAAGAUGGACACAGCCGAUUUUGAGUGGAUGAUGUGGUUUUCCACCUUCGGAGCGCACAUCCUGUUUGCUCUUUCCGGCCAUGUGUUGUUUGGCAAGAUCUGCACCAUGCUGGCUCAACAGUACAGGUCCUUGGUGUAUAUGGGUUAUGGUCUGCUGGCUGUGUGGACCAGCAUGGGAUGGACCUAUGUCACCCUCAUCCUGUCCCACUGUAUCCUGCUCUACAGUAUCUCCUUAGUGAAAAUUCGCUGGCUCUGCUUUGUUACGGGUCUUUGUACCCUCGCCACUUUCAAGUGUGAACCCUUCGUGUCUUGGCAGGCAGGUUUCGUGGAGGGGGACUUUGAGCUGCGCCAUGUUCUCUUCUAUGGAGGUUGUGGGUUCACCAUCAUGCGCUGCAUGAGCUUUGCUCUGGAAAACUGUGAAAGGAAGGAGGGGAACUACAACAUCCUCGAGCUGCUCAAGUACAACUUCUACCUCCCUUUCUUCUAUUUCGGGCCUGUCAUGACCUUUGAUAAAUUCUAUGUCCAAGUCAACAAGUCUGACUUGUCCAGGAAAGAACAGGAAAUGUGGAACAUCAAUCUGCAGGGUCUGGUCCACUUUGGAGUCAUCAUCCUAGUUGACGUCCUCUUCCACUUCAUGUAUAUCCUUACCAUCCCCACUGACAUGAAACUUCUGAAGCAUCUCUCUGACUGGGCUCUGGUGGGACUUGCGUACUUUAACCUAAUGUAUGACUGGGUUAAGGCUGCCGUAAUGUUCGGGGUCAUCAACACUGUGUCCAGGUUGGAUCACCUGGACCCCCCCAAACCCCCGAAGUGCAUCACGAUGCUCUAUGUGUUUGCUGAGACGCAUUUUGACAGAGGGAUCAACGACUGGCUGUGCAAGUACGUCUACGAUUACCUUGGAGGAAAGCACGAGAAUGUGGUGGAGGAGCUGUUGGCUACACUUUGCACUUUUGGUGUCACCAUCCUCUGGUUGGGACCUUGUGAAGUUGUCCUAGUGUGGGGUUUCCUUAACUGUUUUGGUCUCAAUUUUGAGCUGUGGACCGCCAAAUUCUUCUCCAUGGAGCCAUUUGCAUCAUUUGAGAUUGCGAUGUCAGAAGCAACGUCCCGCCGCAUCAGAGCCCUUUUCAACACUUUCAACUUCUGGAGCAUUGUAUUGUACAACAUUGUGGCCUUAAACAGUUUGGACUUUGCCAAACUGGUUGCCAAACGACUGCUUCUCAAAGGUUUCCCUAUAACCACCAUCAUCGUCAUGUUUGUGACAUACUGCCUGAUUCAAGUAAUCAAGGAGCGAGAGAGGAGGCAGGCCCUUAUCUACGACCCUGAUCCCCUUCCUCCCGCCCCGUCUCCAAAUGCUGCCCCCAGCCCACCUGCUACUGCCUCUGCGCCUGAAUCUGCUCCUGCAACUGUGCCUGCAUCUGCCCCUGCGGCUGAACUCGCUGCUGCUCAGCCAGCGGCAGACACCAGCAAAGAAAAAGCGGAGUAGAUGGUUUCUAAUUUGGGUUAAAAGAACAACAAAAGACAGAGCAUUGUUUAAAUGUAAAGACUGUCAUAGCUUAAUUAGCUUUUAUAACAAGGAUUUUUAACAGAGGCAGAAACUGUAAAUAAAUCUUGCAGUAUUAAUAUGUAUGAUAAAAAAACAUAAUUUCUAGUAAAGAAAAACGUUCCUAACAUUUGAUGUCAAAUCAUGUGCUGUACAAAUAUAUGCUGUCCGUGAGCCUGUGAAAAUGAUUCACAUUGAAGUGACAAUGCUGGGAUUGUGGGAUGCCUGACACUUGUCAGCACUAUUAUACACCAAAAAUAAACUGCAAAAUUUGCUCAAAGCAUAAUUCUUUAUGUAUUUUUGGGUGGAAUUUUCAAACUUCUUUUGGUUCUGAAAUUUGUCUAUGAGACUUUCUGCUCUACAUGAGUCAUGGUGUCGACUGUCAGACAUUUCUCUUGUGUUACAUCAGCUGUUUGUCACCAUUUUGCUGUAAACUGCACUGGCAGCUGGGGCCAUUUCUGCCAGGACAUCAGCACAUCAAUAAAAAGCACAACUAAAGAAGACUUUAGAAUGAGAGGCAAGGUCCUGUUUCCUUUAUCACAAUAUUGAUAUCAUGUUAUUAUACCUGCACCACCAAGGUAAGGAAAAUAAAGAAGAUACACUUAAGAUUAUAAGUUAUAUUAUAUCAUUUUACGAUUGUAAAGGAUUUCCGGC
Messenger RNA from Menidia menidia (Atlantic silverside), 2575 nucleotides. NCBI's taxonomy places the organism in Eukaryota, Metazoa, Chordata, Actinopteri, Atheriniformes, Atherinopsidae. The record is from the annotation of a GenBank genome assembly.